Cuscuta epithymum is the source of this 1525-nucleotide messenger RNA. NCBI's taxonomy places the organism in Eukaryota, Viridiplantae, Streptophyta, Magnoliopsida, Solanales, Convolvulaceae. The record is from the annotation of a GenBank genome assembly.
CUACAGUAAGGUAUUACAUUUUUCCUGUUCUUCCACAUCCCUGCUCAACCCUAGUUUGCACCUUUUUCUUCCCAGAGAUAAAUCCGCAGAGGAUCACGUCUUCUUCAGUUCUUCACUUCAUGCUAAAAUGUUACGCACGUAGUAAAAUUCUCACGGUUUUCAUACGCCUAGGGGACUUUCACCGAAUGCAAAUCAGUACUCGAAGCGUGCAGGAAAAAUCUUGCAGAUAUAGAAAAAGACAAUCAGAGACCCGAAUUCAAGACGAUUUCCAAAUAAAAUAAUGGCGCUCUCUUCAUAUUCGCUUCGUGUAUUUGGGUCACUACUGCACAGAUCUUCCUACUCCUUCGCUCUUCAAAGUAAACUUCUCCCCCACACCCAGAACCCCAGUACCGCAUCUUUGAAUGCGACACAGCAGUCAUCCUCUUCUUGGUACUCAUCUUCUCAAAAAUGGGUCCUCCAAUCUGGGUAUUCCGUGAGAAAGAUUUGGACUUCUAUGCCACUGUGUAUGGGCAGGCGCUCCUGCAAAAUUGCCGGGAGAAAGACAGCACAGGAUGCGAAGAAAACGAAAUUGUAUUCAAAAAUUGGGAAGGAGGUUGUUUCUGUGGUAAAGAAAGGCGGCGCUAGUCCUAUAUCUAACGUAGCUUUGGCUGCUUUGCUUGAGAAAGUUAAGGACCUUGAUGUGCCCAAGGACAUAGUGGAAAGAAACAUUAAGAGAGCGUCAGAGAAGGGCCAAGAGGCUUACAUUGAGAAAGUCUAUGAGGUGUAUGGGUAUGGUGGAGUUGGCAUCAUAGUUGAGGUUUUAACGGACAAAGUGAACCGGUCAAUAGCACAGAUUAGAGAGGUGGUGAAGGAUUGUGGUGGGAAGAUGGCAGAUUCGGGGUCCAUUAUGUUCAAGUUCAGAAGGGCGCGUGUUGUUAAUGUGAAAGUGGGUGACGUUAACAGAGAUCAGCUUCUCACAAUUGCCUUAGAUGCUGGUGCUGAAGAUGUCAUUGAACCUUCCUCAGUGGAUGGGGAUGAUACCGAAGAUGAUGAUAUGCUAAGGUACUACAAAGUUGUGAGUUCGAAUGAGAAUUAUUCUGCAAUUUUAUCAAAGCUACGUGAAGAGGGAGUUAAAUUCGAACAUGAUAAUGGUUCUGAGCUACUCCCCAUCACUCCGAUUGAGUGCUUGUGGAUUCCAUAAAAUGUACACAAUAGACAGCGCUUUAUGGGUAGAUGAUGAGGCUAUGGAGUUGAACAAAGAAUUAAUGGCAAAACUACUCGAGCUUGAUGAUGUUGAUGCUGUCUAUACCGAUCAGAGGCAUUAGCAAGUCAUAUGCAUAUACUAUAAUUUAUUUGAUCCCUCCAUCCCCUAACCAACUGCACUUGCACUGUUGCACAUACGGAUGAUAGAAAUAUAUGGGCUUCUCCACCAUUUGUGGGUCGGGGUGUGGGGUGUUUGGGGUGGACGAUUCCACCUUAUGGGUGGAAAUUUACUCUAAUGUUAAUAAAAUAUUAAUAUAGUGCAAGUGCAUAUAUUAUUUGAAAA